Fonsecaea erecta is the source of this 861-nucleotide messenger RNA. RefSeq lists its product as hypothetical. Bases 1 to 861 code for a protein of 286 amino acids. The record is from RefSeq and is a predicted model, not a curated record. The transcript has a single exon. Lineage: Eukaryota; Fungi; Ascomycota; Eurotiomycetes; Chaetothyriales; Herpotrichiellaceae.
AUGGCUGCGGACACGGUGGUGCACCGAGAUCACUAUAUGAUGUCUCGCGAUCCGUUGGCAUCCGGCAGAUUGACCGCUCAACACUACCUCAUAUUGAGGAGGCUAGGAUGGCUCCUCCAUCCAGACAUUGCCGCACAGAUUAGAGGCCUCCGGGGACUCGAAAUCGCGGAUGUUGCCUGUGGAAACGCCAUCUGGUCUCUUGACAUGGCCGUUGACUACCCCCAUGCACGAAUAACUGGCAUCGAUAUAUCUCCACAACAGUUCCCACCGCAGUUCACAUGGCCACAGAAUGUGACGCUGGAGCUCCAUGACAUCUUCCAGCCCAUGCCUGACCGCUACGCAGGUCGAUUUGACGUUGUGCAUGUCCGUAUGAUCAUGGCAGCGGUGUACUUCCAGGACAAGGAUUGGGUUAUGCAUAACAUCCUCAGACUCUUGAAGCCAGGCGGCUUUAUACAGUGGACCGAUGUCACCGUGCCGGUUCUUCGAGCGAUGAGCGACCCGGUGAGAUAUCCUGCCGCGUUUCGAGAUCCUCCGGCGAUCAUCGCGCCUUUGACCAGCCUAUUCUCCCACACUGAAUGGCUACGGCAUCUUGCAGCAGAGCUCCAACGUCAUGGGCUCAUUAAUCUUCGUCACCUCGAUAUGCCUCCAGUGCCGUGGCUUUCGAGGCAGGACACGGACAAUGCAAUUUGGGCCCUGACAGAUAUCCAUGAGGGCCUGAAGACCAGAGCAGCAAGGGAAGUGUCUGACCUAUUCGGAAGAGCUGUGCACGAGACACUUCAAGAUAUAAGACAGGGCAGGGUCUACUAUACCACUUAUUAUACAACCAUUGGUCAAAAACCUGGACUGCCCUGGGGUGGUUAA